Pochonia chlamydosporia 170 is the source of this 1719-nucleotide messenger RNA. Its product is annotated as ankyrin repeat-containing protein. Bases 1 to 1719 code for a protein of 572 amino acids. NCBI's taxonomy places the organism in Eukaryota, Fungi, Ascomycota, Sordariomycetes, Hypocreales, Clavicipitaceae. The transcript has 2 exons. The record is from RefSeq and is a predicted model, not a curated record. Gene Ontology annotation, cellular component: cytoplasm; nucleus. Gene Ontology annotation, molecular function: protein binding.
AUGCACGCAAAACGAAGUGAGGAGGGAUGCAUCUCUGUAGAUGAUAUUCUAGAGACGUUUGAUUGCUCGUUGGAAGAGAUUGUGGAGGUGUAUGUGGAUUACGACGCCAUGCCCGUCCCGCCCAAGGGACUGCCUCGAGGAACACACAUGUUGCAUGUGGUAUCGCACCACGGGUUGAUAGGUUUGGUGUGUGCCUUGCUUCGGCAGGCUGGGACGGAUGUCGAAGUAAAGGAUUGGUUAGGCGACACGCCGUUGCAUGUUGCUGCGGAGCAGGGGCAACUGGCCGUGGUUGAGCUGUUGGUGAAGAAAGGCGCCAAUAUUGAGGCUGUUGGAAAGUACGGUCGAACACCGUUAUUCUUCGCUGUUUGUGGUGGGAACACAACCAUGGUUGAGCUGUUAUUAAAGAAAGGCGCUAAUAUUGGUGCUGUUGAAGAGUACGGUCGAACACCGUUAUUCUUUGCUGUCCAGACGAGACAUACGGCCAUGGUUGAGCUAUUAUUAAAGAAAGGCGCUAAUGUUAAUGCUAUUGAAGAGUACGGUCAAACACCGUUAUUCUUUGCUGUCCAGAAGAGACACACGGCCAUGGUUGAGCUGUUAUUGAAGAAAGGCGCUGAUGUUGAUGCUGUUGAAAAGUAUGGUCGAACACCGUUAUUCUUUGCUGUUGCUGAGGCAAGCACGACCAUGGUUGAGCUGUUGUUGAAGAACGGCGCUGAUGUUGAUGCUGUUGACGAGUACGGUCGAACACCGUUAUUCUUCGCUGUCCAGAAGAACCACACGGCCAUGGUUGAGCUGUUGUUGAAGAAAGGCGCUGAUGUUGAUGCUGUUGAAAAGUAUGGUCGAACACCGUUAUUCUUCGCUGUUGGUGACGCAAGCACAACCAUGGUUAAGCUGUUAUUGAAGAACGGCGCUGAUGUUAAUGCUGUUGACGAGUACGGUCUAACACCGUUAUUCCUCGCUGUUGGUGACGAAAACACGACCAUGGUUGAGCUGUUAUUGAAGAAAGGCGCUGAUGUUAAUGCUGUUAACAAGGAUGGUCUAACAGCGUUAUUCUUCGCUGUUGGUGACGAAAACACGACCAUGGUUGAGCUGUUGUUGAAGAACGGCGCUGAUGUUGAUGCUGUUUCAGAGUCAGAGUAUGGUCCAACACCAUUAUCCUUGGCUAUCCGUGAGAAAAACAUGGGCAUGGUUGACCUGCUGCUCAAGAGAGGCGCCAAGAUUGACGGUGUUGAGAAGAAAUAUGAGACGCCGCUACUGCUAGAGAAGGGUGCCGAUGCUCAUGCUAGUGGAGUGGGUGGUCGAACACCAUUACAUGUUGCUGCUAUCUUCGGGUCUAAUAAAGAUCAGAAAACCAUGACGGCUCUGGUUCAGCUGCUACUUGAGAAUGGCGCCGACAUUGACACCACCGACUACAACGCUGCAACGCCGUUACAUUUUGCUGUUCAGAACAGAAUGCUGAGUCUUGUUAAGCUGUUAGUAGAGCAAGGCGCUAAUAACAAUUAUGUAGGUUCUGUGCACUUCGCAGGACGGCCCUUGUCGCCGUUAAAUCUUGCCAACGAUCGGAGAGAAAAGGCCAUAAUUCAGGUGCUCCUUAGGAAUGGCGCCCGAGUCAGCACCAUUGCAGAGAGGCAAGCGUACGACGAUUGGUUCCAUAGCGGGGUGAGGCAACGAUUGUCUGAAGAAGAAAUAAUGUUUACUAGAACUAUUAAUGGAAUAUCUUAA